AUGCAUUUCUCAACUAUCUCAUUCGCUUUUCUCGCCGUUGUUGCUACUGCCUCUGCAGAAGCCAAUUUUCCAGGUGGUUACAACCACGGGGGACAAGGUGGAUAUAAUGGCGGAUUCAACCCCGGACGAGGUGGUUCAGGAGGCAAAGGUUUCGGUCGAGGAGGAUAUGGGGGUCCUGGGAGAGGUGGAUAUGGAGGAGGCCAUGGCGGAUUUCCUGGCAAUGGGGGUGGAGGAAACGGGGGUAAUGGGGGUGGGGGUGGUCCCAUUCGGUUCACCCCUAUUCCGCAAACUGGCGCCUCGCCUACAGUGGUAACACCACCAUCGACUACGACAAAUUNGAGGAAACGGGGGUAAUGGGGGUGGGGGUGGUCCCAUUCGGUUCACCCCUAUUCCGCAAACUGGCGCCUCGCCUACAGUGGUAACACCACCAUCGACUACGACAAAUUCAAAUCCGAUAAUGGAGGUAACACCCGUUUGCCGGGGUCAACUUUACAGUCAACCUCUUUGUUGUGCUACACCAAUCUUGAAUGUCCUCGAUAUAGGUUGUUCAGCACGUAUGUUGUCGUCUUAUGCUAUCUCCCUCACGUGUUUGCUGAUAUAUUGGCAGUUACUUCACCAGUUAGCUCUGUGGCUGAUUAUAAAGCCCGCUGCGCUCAGACCGGGUUCCAAGCGAGGUGCUGCACUGUCUUUGUGGUAAGAUUCAAGAGAAUCCAACCGAUGGAGCAAUACUGACUGGGAGAUAGCUUGGGCAAGCAUUGCUCUGCGGAGACCCAAUUCCUUGAGGAUCCCGUAGGAGGACAUGAUCGAGAUGGAUUGAGCGAGAAUACCGGUGGAGAAAUAUUGUUUUAG
This is a messenger RNA of Hymenoscyphus albidus, 849 nucleotides long. Lineage: Eukaryota; Fungi; Ascomycota; Leotiomycetes; Helotiales; Helotiaceae. The record is from the annotation of a GenBank genome assembly.